Messenger RNA from Somion occarium, 1911 nucleotides. The record is from the annotation of a GenBank genome assembly. NCBI's taxonomy places the organism in Eukaryota, Fungi, Basidiomycota, Agaricomycetes, Polyporales, Cerrenaceae.
GAGGACCACUCAUUUGUCUGUCCCCCUUCGUCUCCCACUACUCAGCAUAUCUGCGAUGACCGACUCGACCCUGGGCGAUAUCCUCGCCGAUAGGAAGAGGACCAAAGCAAUGACAAGCCGAGUACUCUGGAAGCUUGACCUCCACGUAUUGCCGCCUUUGGCGUUGCUUUGGCUCGCUAACUUUAUAGAUAGGACGAAUGUCGGGAACGCCCGUAUCGCUGGUCUUGAGAGAGAUACUCACCUCAGAGGCAACCAGUUCAAUAUCUGUCUGGCCAUAUUCUAUGUCUCAUACAUUCUCAUCGAACUACCCUCCAACCUCGUUUUGAAAAAGAUGAAACCCAGUCGCUGGCUUCCUUUCCUGGUUGGAUUGUGGGGCACUGUUACUACUUUGAGCGGACUGGUUCAGAACUAUUCAGGCCUUCUCGCCAUUCGAUUCUUUUUGGGCCUGUGCGAAGGUGGACUGCUCCCUGGUAUUAUGCUCUAUCUUAGCACCAUAUACAAGCGGCACGAACUCCAGCAACGUGUUGGCAUAUUCUAUGCUUCGGCCUCUCUCUCUGGUGCAUUUGGAGGUCUCUUGGCGACUGCUAUCAUCAAAAUGGACGGAGUUGGGGGACUGGCAGGCUGGCGAUGGAUCUUCAUUCUGGAAGGGAUCGCGACCGUGCUGAUUGCACUCGUUUCUUCAAUCUUCCUUCCGGCUGACAUCUCAUCAGCCAAAUUUUUUACCGAAGAAGAACGAGCAUUCGCAUUGCAUCGCUUCCGCCUAGAUGAAUCCAUUGGUGCAAGCGUGCCAUUGUCAGAACCUGCUCAGCGAAUCACGGAGGUCCCUGGCGAUGUGGAGAAGGAAGGCGACACCAAGAUCGAGGUCCAUCAAACACAGGCAACUGCCAUCCACCAGGAACACGAGGCUUUCGAGUGGAGAGAAGUUAUUCGAGGAAUUCGGGAUAUCCAAGUUUGGCUAACUGCUUUCAGUUACAUGGGUAUCAUUAUUAGCUUGUACUCGUUUUCUUUGUUUCUACCAACAAUUGUGGCAGGGCUUGGCUACGAGGGCGGGGCGGCUCAGUUACACACAGUACCGCCUUACGUUCCCGCCGUUGUUCUCACCGUUGUAGUGUCUAUCGCGGGCGACAAGCUCAAAUGGAGAGGCCCUUUCAUCCUCAUUUUCUUGCCCAUCAGUAUGAUUGGUUACAUCAUUGCUAUUGUGGCUAAGAACAACACUACUCGAUAUGCUGCCGUGUUCCUGAUAGCGGCGGGAAUAUAUCCCUGCGGACCGUGCAUUCUUUCAAUCCUGCCAAACAACGUCUCUCCUCAUUAUAAACGUGCUACGGCAACUGCGUUGCAGCUGGCAAUUGCAAACUGUGGUGGCUUCAUUGCAACGUUUACUUAUACCUCAGAUCAAGCACCUGCGUACAAACGUGGCCAUUCAAUAACUCUCGCCUUCGUCGCAAUGGCGUGGGUUUUCAUGGCCCUCAACGUCGCGUACUGUGCUUGGGAAAACAGAGCCCGUGCCAGUGGGCGCCGGGAAGGCAACCUUGAGAACUACCAAGAGCUCUGGGACAGUGGCAAGACUCGCGCACCUAUUGGGGAUCGUCACCCCGACUUCCGCUUCACCGUUUGACAAUCUGACGUUACAAAGACCUUCAGCUUCAUGACAGGGUGGAAUACACGUAAAAUUAUCUAACUUGUACAAUAGGACACAUGGAGAGUCACAGAAAUGCAUCAAGAUCGCUGAUGUGAAGUUGUGAUAAUACAUCUGGACCAGUUCUGGUAUAGUUACAAAUGUGCAAUGAAGUGAUAGGGCUAGCCAAGAGUGAGUCGGGAGAGUGUCAUCGCAGGUCGUACAUGAAUCGUAAGAUGAAAGCAUAGAUAGCACGAGAACAACACCAAAUCAAACAUAGAAUCUAUAAUCCCUCC